UAAAUACUCUCUCUCUCCUCACGUUCGACAAUUUUUCCUACGUUUUCUACAGCAAAAGGCCGCUGUCUUUCUCUCUCUCUCUACUCUUUGUUAAAGCUGAGCUGUAUAGGGCAGACGCGAGAUCCGUCCUCUCCUCCUUCCCUAAUUUAUGAAAUUGCGCUUCACCGAUCAGUGAACGGAUUGGGGGAAAAGUGUUGAGGUUUAUUCUAUUCGUAUUGAAAUGGCUAACCGGAAGGAGGACGAGAAGAAUGAGAAAAUUAUAAGGAAUCUUCUAAAGCUUCCCGAUAAUCGCCGGUGUAUUAACUGCAACAGCUUGGGACCCCAAUAUGCAUGUACCAGCUUCUGGACAUUUGUGUGUACAACCUGCAGUGGGAUACAUCGGGAGUUCACGCACAGAGUGAAGUCAGUAUCUAUGGCUAAAUUUACUCCACAAGAAGUUAGUGCACUUCAAGGGGGAGGAAAUGCGAGUGGUAGAGAAAUUUAUUUGAAGGAAUGGGAUACUCAGCGUAAUUCUCUCCCCGAUGGCAGCAAUAUAGACAGACUACGUGAUUUCAUCAAGCAUGUCUAUGUAGACAGAAGAUUUACCGGUGAGAAGAAUGUGGAAAAACCUCCAAGGGCAAAGAUGGGAGAAACUGAUGAUUUCAGUGGAAAUAGGAGGGUCGACAACUAUCAGGGUAGUCGGAGUCCUCCUUAUGAUGAUUCCUUUGAGCGUCGCUAUAGUGAUAGAUCUAGUUCGGGUGGAAGAAGUCCAGCAUAUGAUCAAGACAGUAAGCGAAGUGGUGAUUUUAGAAAAAGUCCUGCCCGAGAAGUAGUUAAUGAUUGGAGACGAGAGGAUAGAUUUGGGAAUGGCAGGAGGUCUUCUGAUGAAGGCUCUAAGCUUGAAAUUAGGUCCCCUGAUCAUCCAAAGGAUUCCGAUAUAUCCAGUCCUCCUGUGGUUCGUCCUGUUAGAGAUAUAUUAGGAGAUAACGUAUCUCCACUUCGAGUUAUUGAACCUCCGAAAGCCACUGGUGGAAAGUCAAAUGAUGGUCGACCUCCUACACAGAGAACUGCGUCCUCCAGUAGCUUGGCAUCAUCAGAUGCGAAUCCAUCUGAGAUAAAAGUGGAGACUUCAUUUAUUGAUUUUGAUGCCGUUCCUGAACCACCUCCCACAGUUGCUGUCCAACAACCUAGCAGUAAUGACUGGGCGAAUUUUGAUUCUCUGCCCGAUGUCAAAACAACAACUCCAGCUUCAAACUCUCUGGAAUCACUACUUUCUGGGUUGUCAGUUCCUGCGUCCUCAUCUGGUCCCUUUGCCCCUCCAGGAACAUCAUCUUCUUUCAGUUCCACUGGUAUACAAGGCUCAUCGUUUGGACCAUCCUUCGGAGAUACUACUCCACCAUCUGUUAUUCCCACUGGUGGUGCUUCUGUAUCACCCUUUGGCUCUGCACCUAUAAAUGCUCCCACUGGAGGACAGUGGCCUACGAUGAAUCCUCAACAACCACCUCUGUUCCCUGGUGGUAUUCAACAGCCUCUUUCUGGUGGUUCUUCACUCAACAAGCCAUGGAAUCCACCUACGCAAAAUGCCUAUGGACCUCCUGGUGCUUCUAUUGCACAACUUGGUCAAGCUGAAAUGGCUUCUUCUCCUGCGCCUGCUACCGGAGAAUCUACAUCUGAUCCAAAACAUAGUGGAAGAAAUGCACUCCCGGAGGACCUAUUUUCGAUGAAUUACUCUUAUAAUCCACCUCCAGUACCAGGGUGGUAUCCUGGUGCCUCCUAUGUUGCCAGGGUCCCAAUGCAUUACAAUACGCCCAUGGCUGUAGCAAAUUACCCGUCAAUGCCAACAUCAACCAAUCCUUUUGAUGUUAACGAGCCUUCUCCAGUACAAGCAUCAACAUUUCCUUCUAUGGCAUCCUUACAAGGUGCUUUACCAAAUACCGCUGCCCCGUCUGGUCUAUUGCAUACUCCGAAUUAUGGAGCUUCUCCGUAUCGUCCCUCUAUGCUUGCUCAAGCGCCAUCAUUUGCACCGACAAAUCCUACAAGUGCAUUCAUGGGACAUGAAAUAGCCGGUGGCAGCAUGGCACCAAGGCCACAAGGAUUUCCUGGUUUUGGGCUCGAGGACUCUGCUUUUGCUUCUCUUAAUCCAAAUCCUCAGGCAGGUGGACUACACCCAGCAGCUCAUCCAGCUUCUAGUAACUUCAGUACCCACAGUGGAAACCCAUUUGGCUGAGAUUGAGGUAACAUAGAUUUCUAUAUUAUGAAAACAGAAGAGAGAGAAAAAAGAAGAAAAAAACCGGUUUUGUAAGAGCACCAUGUUGUUGCAUCAUUUCAACAUAUUGUAGACGAAAUAGUGAAAGUGAAGUGUGCUGCAUUUAGACUUGGACAUUUUUUGUUGGGGUGGAACUCAACAAGAAUCUAUGCUAUUGGGAGUCAGGGGAAUGGGAUCGUGUACAUUCCGACAUAGGUAAUGUGUGAAGCCGCGACUAUGGCAUAUAGUGAGUGAUGCCACCUUCUCUCCGGAUGUGUAUUAUAAUUUAAGUUUUCUAGUCUUGUUAUUUUGUUGAAAUUUAUGUAGUGAAAGAAAACGUAUCGCCAGUUUGUAGGUUACAUUCUAAUAUUAUUUGCCUGAAUCAUUGAUAUUCAUAUUCUUUGGUAAAAUAAAACUGCAUAUGGUGGUUUUGUUA
Molecule: messenger RNA, 2660 nt
Organism: Salvia hispanica
Lineage: Eukaryota; Viridiplantae; Streptophyta; Magnoliopsida; Lamiales; Lamiaceae
Molecular function (GO): GTPase activator activity
Source: RefSeq, a predicted model, not a curated record